CAAUACAUUGAAACUGGCUGGAUCUGGAUCCCAUGGAUCCCAUGGAUCCCAGCGGCGUAGAGGAGCUGCUGAGCAUCAUCCUGGUGACGUCCCCAGUGCCUUCCAACCCGUCGACGGAAAUGGUGGAACACGUGCUGCAGUCCAUGGCGGCCUCCGUACCAGGUUUGGAGCUCGUGGAGAGCUUCAUCGUCUCCGAUGGCUUCCGGGUCUGUGAAAAGGAUCAGAAGGCCAAAGCCAAGGCCGGGCGGAUUGCCGUGGAGAUGGUGCAGCCCUACCAGGAAUACAGGUGCCGACUCGAUGAGCCGUGGCCACGUCCGUUUGCUGCGCUGCAGCACCUGCGCGCGCCCGAGCACAAGGGCUUUGCGGGCUGUCUGCACAUCGCCCUGCGCAAGGUGACCAGGCCUUAUGUCUUGGUACUUCAGCACGAUCGGCCUUGCCUGCGGCCCUUUGAUUUGAAGAAGCUUUUAGAGGCCAUGCAAGCACAGCCAAGCCUGAAGUAUGUGGGGCUUCCAACGAAGGCGAGCUUGGCCCGCACGGGGCAGGAGUACUUUGCAAGUCAAUGGCAGGUGGGCCAAGAUCUUCAAUCCGUCAUGGAGGUGUCUUUGGGCCCUGUGAUUCUGCGGCCUCUUUUUGUGGUACGACUCGGCGCACAUCUGUUCCGUGGAACACUACAAAAACUUGGUCUUUCGGAAAGGGCGUCAAUGGAGUGGCGGUUUCAUUGAAGACUCCUUUGGUCAGGAGAUGUUGGCGGCGCUACGUGCUGCAUCGGCUUCAGGCAAUGUGACUGAGGUCCAUGAGAUCUACGGAACGUACCUCUACGAUGAUGGUCGCGUUCGCAGUGCUGGCCCCAUCGUUGGGCACCUGGAUGGUCGAAGGUGGCAUGGAUCAUCGGAAUGCACCAGCCGAAAGUUAAGAGAAGUUCUGCCUCAGGAAAACUCCCCGGUGACAGCGGUGUGUCCACUGACCGGCGCAAGAGUCAAA
This is a messenger RNA of Cladocopium goreaui, 981 nucleotides long. The record is from the annotation of a GenBank genome assembly. NCBI's taxonomy places the organism in Eukaryota, Dinophyceae, Suessiales, Symbiodiniaceae.